AUGCUUGAACACAAGUUGUUUGCACCUGUAUGCAGAUGUCGGUUACUGUAUGACUACGGUAAAGAAGUUGUAUUGCCUCACCCUGAAUUUACCAUUGGCGCCGGAGCGCUCAUACAUGAAGGUUCACAUCGUGGCAUACAUUGUGAAGAACAUUGCGGCAUUGGUGGCGGUGGUGGUGGAGGCGGUGGCGGUGGCGCCUAUACAAUUUGGAUUCGUUUAGGACCAUGUGAGUAA
This is a messenger RNA of Cylicostephanus goldi, 234 nucleotides long. The record is from the annotation of a GenBank genome assembly. NCBI's taxonomy places the organism in Eukaryota, Metazoa, Nematoda, Chromadorea, Rhabditida, Strongylidae.